UUAUAACAUAUUUAGUUAUAUUUUUUGCUUACAGAUGCGUGAGUUCACAGAACAGUCGGGGCCUCAGCUGGAGGGCAAGGUGGACCGGGCGACAGGCACACCACUGGACUACUUUUUCAUCCUCUUUCCACUGGCUCUGCUCCAGCUGCUUGUUGUUCAUACCAACGCCUACGCAACCUUCUGCAUGGCAAGGGAUGGUCCGGACAGCUCCUGGGCUGAAGUCACAGAGACAGAGAUGCGGGCCUUCCUCGGCAUCAACAUUCUGAUGGGGAUUGUGCAGAUGCUGACGACAGAUAUGUACUGGUCCAGCGACAUGUUUUUUGGACUGCGAGGAGUGCAGAUGACCAUGACACGGAACCGGUACUGCAAGAUCCUCCAGUACUUUCACGCAUCAGACCGGAGCCUUGAGCCACCCAGAGGAUCUGACACUUAUGACCGGCUCUUCAAGAUCCGCCAGGUGAUAGAAACUCUGCUUCAGACAUUCAGGAACUCAUAUGUAUUGUCUAGAGAUGUGGCAGUGGAUGAAGCGAUGAUCGGAUACACGGGACGCUUAUCCUUUCGACAAUAUAUGUCUGCGAAACCAAUCAAGCAUGGUAUCAAGUGUUGGAUGCUGUGCGAUUCCCGAUCAGGAUACCUUGCCAAUUUUGAAGUUUACCUGGGACGUGACGGUAGCAAUGUGGAGCAUGGACUGGCAUACAAUGUUGUAAUGAGACUCACACGAUUUAUAAGGAAUACAUUCAGAUGGGUCUUUUUUGACAAUUUCUUUACUGGACUUCCUCUGGUGAAAUCCCUUCUCCAAAAUGGAUUGUAUUCAUGUGGCACAGUGAGGUGCAAUCGGAAGGGAUUUCCCCAACAGCUGAAGAAGCCAGCAGCUCUUCGGCAAAGAGGUGACUCACAAGUCCUGCAGCUUGGGGACAGCAAUAUCACGGCCUCUGUCUGGAUGGAUCGCAAGCCCGUACACCAUUUCUCCAGCCUUAGUGAUCCCACCGAGAUUUGUGACGCAACCCGUCAAUCUGGCCAGAACAUCCUCCAUCUACAACAGCCCCACUCAGUUUCAGCAUACAACAGGUCUAUGGGAGGGGUUGAUCUGCAUGACCAGCUGCGUGCCAAGUACCCAUCAGGCCGGAAUUCGAAGAAAUGGUGGCGGUACCUCUUCUGGUUUUUACUGGAUUCGGCUAUUGUAAAUAGCUACGUCCUCUACAAGGAGUGGUCCACCAGGGAAACCAAGAAGAGGAGGUACACCCAUCUUGACUUCCGGAGGGAGCUUUUGAAGGAGCUUAUUGGAGGCUACCGGAAGCGCAAGCACAGCGAUAGGGAUGAUGCUGUGGACAGGCCAGCGUUGAUGCCCGUAGAGAACAUCAUAGGUUACAAGAAUGUUCGGCUCAAUGCGAAGCGUACAACAUGCAAGUACCACAAAACCAGGGUUGGGCACCGCAGUGACACUGUAUAUGGGUGCGAAGUUUGCAAUGUCCACCUGUGUAAGGAGUGCCACGUGGCCUAUCAUCAGGCAGUGUAAAUAUAUGUGUGUAAAUGUGUAGCAGUGUAAAUAUGUAAUAUAUGUAAAUAUAUGUGUGAGUUAUGUAAAUAGUGUAAUGCCACAUGGCCUAUCAUCAGGCAGUGUAAAUAUAUGUGUAUAUGUGUAGCAGUGUAAAUAUGUAAAUAUAUGUGUGAGUUAUGUAAAUAGUGUAAUUUGUAUGUUUUCAUUAUUGAGAUCUUGCAUUUUUCAUUUCGUUGUAAGAUUUCAUACUUA
Dreissena polymorpha is the source of this 1750-nucleotide messenger RNA. Its product is annotated as piggyBac transposable element-derived protein 4-like. Lineage: Eukaryota; Metazoa; Mollusca; Bivalvia; Myida; Dreissenidae. The record is from RefSeq and is a predicted model, not a curated record. Bases 35 to 1516 code for a protein of 493 amino acids. The transcript has a single exon.